UUAGUUACAAAAAGUAUUUCGCAAAGUAAAGUUAUCAAAAAUUAAGAGUCACUAGUCAAAUUUAUUUAUAUUAAUAUAUAUGAUAGAUAAAUAAUGCUAAAUGGAGGCUCAACACCACGCACCUCCCAACCAUAUACUCGGUUACGUGAUCCGGAGUCGUACGCGCAUAUAUAUUUCUUACCUAAUACCUGCUGUACUCGAAUUAAUUGUUUAUAUUACACAAAUCGUCGCCGAUUGCUCGGUCAGUUAUGAACAUUUUGAAUCAAAUCAACCUGCAUUUGGUUGGGGUACUUUAGUACUUGUUUUAAUGCCACCUCUUCUAACGUUUUGCUCUGUUGUGAGCUCCACAGAGCAUCGAAAUAACCCAAAGUAUAAAAAUGGUCUAAGUUUUGUGAUUCACCAGUUAAUACAACUGAUGUUAUUUCCACUAUUAAUAAUCUACAGGUUUAUGAUUCGAAUAUUUUGGUCCGUUGAAGCGCUUUUCCAUGAUGACAACGACAAUGAGCGUAUGAUGUGCAUAAAAAAAACUGAGGAGUGCUCCACCUGUGAAUUACAGUUGAUGAUACAAGCGUAUGCUCAAUCAGCACCUCAAAUAAUUCUCCAGCUCUAUCAUAUUUUGACGCAGGAUUUAUUUCGAAACUAUCAAACUACAAAUGCUCAAGCCAUUUGUCUAGUUUUUUCUGUUAUUAAUUUAGCAGAUAUAACCAUGUCGUACCAAAGAUUCGAAAGUCAACGACAAGUUGGACGUAUCUAUCCUUGGGCUGCCCCUAAGCAGGUCGAAGCUCAACAAAAAAUUCUAGCCAACAAUGACCGCUUACUAUUAGAGUGUGAAAAAAAGAAAAGAGAAUCUGAACGUACUAUAGCGAGUUUUCCGGAAUCUGAUAAAAUAAUGGCUAAUUUUAAAAUGCGAACAGAACAAACAAGUACUAGCAAUGUAUCUGAUGAAAAAACACACGAUAUUUUGGUUCAAGGAGUAGAUGAAGUAGACAAUGACGCCAUUGAAACAACGAAAGAGACGGUACUAAUACAUACAAAUUCAUUAUGUCCAUCUACAAAUAAUGCCACAGAUGAUGACAAGAUCAUGAUAAGUCCAAAAUUACGUCUACAUCGUAUACAUGAAGAAAUACAUGAUUUAGAUGCUAUUGAAAUAUUAGACACUGUGCCAGAUAUUCCAGCACCAUUGCCUCCGAAAAUAAAUCCUAAUUCUAAUCCAACACUAUUACGCACACAAGUAUCAACAAAUUCCGAAGCAACAUCAACUUCAACAUCGAGAAAUAAACGUAACUCAAAAACAUUAUCACAACUAGAAACAUUUAAGGAUAUGCUAAUUAUAAACACACAACUGUAUAUAAAGGACCAUGUACCACGACCGCCAAAAAUUCUUAUUAAUCGCAUUGAUAAUGAUCAUCAAAAUAAUGAGGAAAAAACUCAACUUUUAACACCAACGAAAUCUUCUCUUCCAGGGUCACCUCUAACCCCGAAAGACGUAGUAGACUUUUUUCUUCCUCGCCCAACAAAGAUUGUUAACGGCAUAGUACAAGAAGAUUUUGCGAGUAAAACUAUUGCUUUCUUCGGUUGGAUCUCAUUUAUUAUUAUGCGAAUGCUAUGCUUAUCAACAUUUCUUGUAUUUUAUCCAACGCCUUUUUUUAUAAUAAUAAGUGUUCACUAUGUAAUCAUGUUAGCAGCAUUGUACUUAGAAACCAGAAAGCAAAGUAAUACAAACCGCCGGCUCUUCUAUUUGCUUUUAGCUUAUAUAUACAUUUUCGUAUUAUUAGAAGUUCGAAUUAGAUUCACGAAAAUACGGCUAUGGUUCGUCGGUUACUUUGUGUUAACAAUGAUCGAAAACAUUGUUAUGACUGUAAUUUGGUACACAAAAGAGGACUUGGAAUCAUGGUGGUUUGGAUUUAUUUUUAAUAGCAUCGUUGUCAGUGGAAUUUUAUUCAUGGUCACUUUAAUAGUUUAUUACUGCGUCUUGAAGCCAAAAGAUGUUACAUUAAUUGUAGAAGAUAAUACACCUGAAAUUAUUUCAUCGAACUAAUCAUUGAAGUAAACAAUAUUAACAAUAUUAAUAUUAUAAUUUUUUG
This is a messenger RNA of Teleopsis dalmanni, 2084 nucleotides long. RefSeq lists its product as uncharacterized. Lineage: Eukaryota; Metazoa; Arthropoda; Insecta; Diptera; Diopsidae. The record is from RefSeq and is a predicted model, not a curated record. Gene Ontology annotation, cellular component: plasma membrane. The coding region runs from base 101 to 2038 and encodes 645 amino acids. The transcript is spliced from 3 exons. Gene Ontology annotation, biological process: engulfment of apoptotic cell; apoptotic process involved in development; phosphatidylserine exposure on apoptotic cell surface.